Molecule: messenger RNA, 1806 nt
Organism: Colletotrichum destructivum
Lineage: Eukaryota; Fungi; Ascomycota; Sordariomycetes; Glomerellales; Glomerellaceae
Exons: 1
Coding region: 1-1806 (601 amino acids)
Source: RefSeq, a predicted model, not a curated record
AUGGACCAUCUAUCUUCUUCCUCAUCGUCGACGGGCACGACCACCUAUACCCAGCAAUCUGUCAGCACCUUCCAUCAGGAUGUUCCUAAGCAAACCUACACAACGGCUGGUACCAUCUACAACCCCAGCAACUCUCAGCCGCUCCAGCCUCCCGUUCGUCGCGGCCGCACCCUCAAGUGGCCGCCCGUCGGCGCUGCCGCCUCGGAGCUGUCCCUCUUUCCCAAGUCAGUUCUCGCAAGCUUGCCUCUGAAGUCACACAAUACCGUCACUACACCUCCCAGCCCGCUUCCCCAUACGAUCCCCAAGUACUCGCCUCUUCAGCAAAACUACGAUCGUGCUGUCAGCCCCGUCACCGACCACAGCCGCGAGUCGCUGUAUGACUCUGACCUUUCAAGCCUUCCAUCCUCUCGCGUGCCGUCAUUCACCAUGCAUGGCGAUCAAGCCUCGCCGGUGAGUGGUGCAAUGCCCAUGUCUACCGUAGACAGGCUUGUCGAUGCCGAGUCGAGCGACAUUGAAGAUGACGAGGGCCCCGGCGAUAAUCCUCUCAAGAACUUCACUGUCAAGGGUCUUCAGAACUUGGCAUCAUACCCCAACCCGAACCAGAAAAGGGCCCAGAAGACGCUUCUUCGUGCUCGACCGGGUGCCACUCCCGCUCCCUCUACCGGCAACAUCAGUCGCACGACAACCCCGUUCUACGGAGCCCAUUCCUUCGAGGCAUCCGACAUGGGAGCCGAUGGCUCGUGUUCCCCUGGUCUCUUCCGCUUGGCCAAGACCGAUCCGAACACCAUUCUCAAAAUGCAGGCUGAGCAGAAAAUGAUUCGAGACCUCAAUCUGUCCUGGCGAGACAGCGGCGUGACGCCGCCCCCGGGCCUCCUCGCUGCUCACAACGUUCAGAGAACCAACACGCAUACGACCUACAAGUCCACUCUCGCAACUGGUCCGGGUGCCCCUCGCCCCCUAACUGCUGGCCCUCCUGGUCAGCGCCAGUAUCGAACAUCAACCUUCGACUUCGCCAUGAAGGCGCUCAACGGCGGCCCGAAAACGGACACGUUCUACGAUGAAUCUGUGAAAGGUGACUCUCGCCCUGUUUCACACUGCAUGCACAAUACCACAUCGCUUGACGCGCUGAGACUCGCCGGCUCCGAAACGCCUGAUCAUCUCAUGGCCGGACUGCCUUCGCUUCUGUGCAACUCGACCCCCGAUGCGGACCAUUUCUAUCAGGACCCCAUCCAUACCGGAAAGAUUUCUGAUGUGAACAUGAAGAAGGGCUUCCAGCACAUCAAUAUCAGUCCGGUCCACUACGCCAAGAUUAACAAGAGCAAGUCUCGCCAGCCAGAAACCAACAUUCCUAUUAUCUUCGGCGAGAAAUGGGUAGCAGAUUACCCCAAGACUGGUCGCAGCAGGUUGGCGAAGGGAACGUGGACGAUCGCGGAGGACGAGCUCCGCCGACGCAACGAGAGAAUCUACCAGUUGUUCUAUGCGGGUACAGGCGAGCUUGGAAAGUCGUUGGAUUCUGUGGUCAAGGAUGCGGAACUCAAUACUUUCAAGCGCCAAGUCGGUGUCAUCGGAGACCGACGGCCCAAGACCAAGCCAGAGAAGGCUGAUCAUCGGCCAAUUUCGAUUCAACAGGUCAACGACAUGACGAACAAGGAGGCGGCGGAGCCUUUGGUCGCCCUGGGCGUCUCUUCCCUCUUGAAUCAUAUCGAGGCAAAGUACGACAACCAGCGCUUUAAUCAAUGGAGGGAUCCCGAUGCAUGCAAGGUUGAUGAUUCUGUGGAGGGACGCAAGUCAGUCUUUGGACGUUGA